AUGGCCGAGACGCUGGACGGAGGAGAGACGACGCCUGCUGUGGUGUCUACAGAAAAAGAGCAUGUGGUGGACUUGGCAAAAGUAAAGGGAAAGCUUUUCCACGCAAUCAAGACCGCCAAGAGCGCGGCAAAGAAGGCCAAGCAGCACGAACUGCAGCGCCAUGUGCGCCAGCUCAAGCAGGUCCGGAGCGGAAAGCAGGAGAAGCAUGCGCCGGUGGAGGAGCUGGAAGAGGAGCUGGUCAUCCUCAAGCGGCUUGAUACCCAGCAGAUUGCGAUGGCCGCGCUUACUUCGAAACUCGUCAAGAGCAAGCUUUUGCCGCGGCCGAGUGUCGCCGCGACGCUCGACCAAGAGGGAAGCAAGGCCUUUCCCGUGUGGCCUCUUGCAGAAGAGAUGGGACUGGGUGACCAGGCGCGGCCUGCGGCCGAAUCUGCGCGUGAAGAGCGCGUCAUGCACCAGGUGCAAAGUGCCAAGGUGCUCGCCGAAGAGCUCGCGUCGAGUAUUCAAUCCAUCCUGGGCUUGGUGGUGCCGCGCGUGCCCAAAGAGCGUGCGCCCGCGAAACGUGCAGAGACAGAUCCCGCUGCCCCUGCGCCCGAGCCCAAAAAGAAGGCGGCCAAGGCCAAAGCGCCGGUCGCGGAAGACGACUAUGUGAGCGACGAUGGAUUCAGUGACGGCGACGCGCAAAGUGUCAUGAGCCAGUUCUCGGCAAGCAAUAUGGAUAUGGACAAUCUCGAUGCUAUGGUCGGGUCCGGCAGCGAGGACGAGAUGGACAAUGAUUCGGAAAGUGAGGAAGAACCCCGGCGAAAGCGGCCGCGGAGCGCGUCCCCCGACGAAGAGGACGCAUCGACGUUCCUGCCAAGCCUCGCCACUGGAUUCAUUCCCGCCGCCCAAGGGGACGACUGGAGCGACGAGGAGGCGGACUUCGCCGACCGCGAUGUCGGGGCCAAAGGGCCCGCCAAAGCAGCGUGA
Malassezia japonica is the source of this 966-nucleotide messenger RNA. RefSeq lists its product as uncharacterized. Lineage: Eukaryota; Fungi; Basidiomycota; Malasseziomycetes; Malasseziales; Malasseziaceae. Bases 1 to 966 code for a protein of 321 amino acids. The transcript has 4 exons. The record is from RefSeq and is a predicted model, not a curated record.